UCCUGGCAGGGUGUCGAAGAAGCUGAUGACGCCAUCAGCACCUUUCCCCAGCUGGACAGUGGAGAUGAAGUGGUUUGCCAGGUGUUUUCAAGCAGCACUAAGGUUCCGAGCAGAGCUGGGCCAUAGUCUAUGACGGCUUACCUCGGAUGUCUACCUUUAAAGGUCCCAGUAGAGUUGAUCUCUCCCAACCUUUUCCUCGUCUGGCCUGGUCGUGCCAGUCCGUGGGGGCGGCUCACUCUUCGCCCGUUAUCGACAUCCUCCUAGACCCUGCAAGAAGCCAAUCGGAAGACCUCACGACCGACCCGCCAAUUCUUGGGGGACCGCAGACGGAGACAAGGCGCUGGUCGCCUGCUGCCGGAGCUGUGCUGGUGGACGUUCAGAGAACUUUGAACUUUGGUCCCGGCAACACGUCACACACCUUCCACGUCUUGUGUCACGUGAACCAUCGUAAAACCACCCUGACCCUCACGUUCAUGGUGCACAUAGACUAUCCACCGAGGUUUAGGACAUCACCUCAACAAGUGUCUGUCAAAAGAGGCUCACCCAUCAUCCUCGAUUGUGGUUUGGGCGAUACAACGACUCUCAUACACUUCUACUGGGCUAAAGUUAAUGGGACCAUCGACUUGACUUCUGGAAACUUCGAAGGUGACAGCCAAGACUCUCCCAUGCUUACAAUCUACCAUUCAGAGGCGAUCAAUGCUGGGCUCUACUAUUGUGUGGCAGGAAACGUCGUCAAGGAAGUCUCCAGUCCUUUCAUUCAACUCAUUGUGUUCGACGAUGAGGAACAAGGAUUCGUGAAGACGUUUUUUGGCGACACUGUCACUCUUCGCUGCAGAGACUUCGAGGGCAGCUCGCCAGCUACGCCCCGGGAGUUCAAGUGGUCUUGCGACUCCAACCCCAACUGGAUUCUGCAGCCUCCACGCUUCCGUGCACAGGGCAGGUACUUGACCAUCUCUGCAGUUCAACUCUCAGACGCUGCUGUGUACAGAUGCACUCAGACCGAUGACCUGGGCGCAAUCCAUAGUCUGCUCCUCGCUCUCCACGUGAUACCAGAAUCUCUCCGCCCGCCAACCCUGCGCUCAUACGGCAGCUUCCGACAAGGGAGUCAAUCGAAGCUCAGGUGCACCAUCGGGUUGUCUGCUCUGGUGAGCACGAAAGCGUUUCCGGUGCGUUGGUCUCAUUUGCUGAGCGAGGAAACCCCGGGUUUCUUGAGUAUGUCUGAAUGGGUGCAUAAGGAGAACGACUUCGUCAUCUACACAGCCGAGCUCAUCUUCAGUGACCUCAGCGCAUUCCACAGCGGGACUCUGCUCACCUGCAUCGCCAGCCUGGGAGAGGCCAGCUCCGUGGCGGAACACCGACUCGAGAUAACAGGCGAGGACGGUACAAUUGUUGGGGAAGACCAGCGCUCUCUUUGCGUCGGAGCGGUGACACAAAUGUACCAAGGGCUGGAGAACUACAACAUCAUCUUCGCCACUUUCAUCUCGUUUUUAACACUGGCCCUGGCGGGGACACUGAUCUACUGCCAGUACAGCCGCGACCGCCAACGACGCCUAGAUCAGUACUACCGACUGAGGGUGCUGACGUCCGCCAGCAACCAGCUGAUGGCCGCCCACAACCAGGCGACGAACGUCUGCAGCAGCACACGUUGCGCUGACGACGGCAACUCGCGGCGAAGGAGUCAGAGGGUGUCGUGGGAGCCGAGGGUGGACCAGAGGGAGUGUAUUGCGGAUGGUGGGCCGCAGGUCAACGUGGCAUGCUCCGACACGGAGUCGCAGGAAGUGGAGAAGGUAAAGGAUGGAAGUCCCGGGCCUUGAACCCCAGUGGCCCGUCCCGGACACACUCGAGUCUUGACCAUAACACGAUCGCUCCGUGGAUGCUGAU
Molecule: messenger RNA, 1881 nt
Organism: Pomacea canaliculata
Lineage: Eukaryota; Metazoa; Mollusca; Gastropoda; Architaenioglossa; Ampullariidae
Exons: 7
Coding region: 147-1814 (555 amino acids)
Biological process (GO): cell-cell adhesion
Cellular component (GO): cell-cell junction
Molecular function (GO): cell adhesion molecule binding
Source: RefSeq, a predicted model, not a curated record